AUGCCUGGUCAUGGGGGCGAGAAUCACUUAGUUGAAAACAGGUCACCUGCUGAUUGGCUUGGCUUCAAAAUUCCAUCUUUCCAGCAACAUUCUAAUCACGUCUGUAGUACAAGAGCUGUGACCUCUCAAAGUGCUGGUUUAGCAGGUUAUAUUCUUGGCAAAUUAUCUUAUCAAAAUGAAUGUAGGAAAAAAAUUUUAUCUCUCCCGAACAGCAAGCUUGCUGAAACUCUUCGACAACGUUUCUCAGGAGGCAGUCAACCAACAACAGAAUUUGUUCCCGAAGUUCCUAUGAAUACUACGCUGACAACCAGCGAUCCAAAGCUUUUUGAAGAUUCUAAUGUCUUUCAGUCAAAAGCAGAACCAAAAGAACCACUUCCCACCUUUUCAUUAGGUGAUCAGUCUAAUGAUGCACAAAAUCAAGAAUAUAAAUCAUAUGAAGACCUCCGACGCCAGAAUAGGAAGUCAUAUACAGAAAGCCAAUAUUCAAGAUGGACAAAACCUCCAUCAUCACCGCCACCUUCUGCUCCUGAGUCUAGACAAGAACAAGAUAAUAUACCUAUUAGAGAACCAAGAUCUUCACCAAAUAAUCCAGUUAAAUCUAAAAACCAAUAUGGUGAUGUAUGGGAAGAAGAAUAAUUUCCUUUAAUACAGUGAGCAAAUUGUUUCUUUGCAUUGCUAGAUUAGUUGUGCUUGAAUUUCAAGUUGAAGGGGUUUUCUGUAAAUGGAUGGAAAUAAUUCCCCUCUUGGUUAUUGGACUGACUGGAAUUGUUUUGGUAUAAUAAAUACAUUAAUGAACAGUUUUGUUCAUCAUUCCAUGUUACCUUUUUAA
Messenger RNA from Octopus bimaculoides (California two-spot octopus), 829 nucleotides. RefSeq names its product OCIA domain-containing protein 1. The record is from RefSeq and is a predicted model, not a curated record. Lineage: Eukaryota; Metazoa; Mollusca; Cephalopoda; Octopoda; Octopodidae. Gene Ontology annotation, cellular component: endosome.